GGGACGGGGGAGACACCCCUGCCCCCACCCCUCGUCUGACCGGCCCCGACCGGCCCCGACCGGAUCCGGCCCCCGCAACCACCAGAAGUCAUUUUUAAGCAAACCUCCGUAAUGUCCUGGUUAGCUGAUCUUGCCGGAAAGGCGGAGGACCUUCUGAACCGGGUAGACCAAGGGGCCGCGUCUGCUCUCAGUAAGAAAGAGAGCGCGGGCCGCGCCACAUACAGCGCAGACGCCGACUAUCCCCAACUGCACCAGCAAAGCCCCGAACUGGCCUACAAGACUGCAGCCAAAGCCGCCUACGUCUCCGCGGCGGCCGAGCACGUUAAAUAUCAGAACGCGUCCGUCCUCGCUGGAGCGGCAAACGUGAAAGUGGGCUCCAGGACAGCCGGGGAGGAGUCCCACCCCAUAGAAAACCCGCCCACGCCCAGGCCCUCCGCCCAGUUCGUGCGAAGGAAAAAGUCGGAACCCGAUGAUGAGCAGCUGUUCGAUUUUCUCAACAGUUCCGAGAAGGAGCCGAACGGCAGGGCGGAAACUAAAAGAGAAAGAGACAGGGCGGUUGCUUUUCAGGGUCAUUCUCGGACAUCCAGCGUCGGUUCUGUUACUCCCGGGGCACAGAGCAUCAAGGCGACCGAAGAAACCUCCUCCGGAAACCCAGGCCAUGAUACCCCUGACAGUUCAGAUUCUGGACUAGGAGCCCAAGCUGAUGCUUCCAAGGAAGAUGCAUCAGUGGGUGGAGCUGCCAAUCACAGCCUUACAGCGAAGGGGGACGGGAAAUCUCAUGAGCUGUCCAAUCUUCGUCUGGAGAAUCAACUCCUGAGGAGUGAGGUUCAGUCUUUAAAUCAAGAAAUGGCGGCCGUCAUUCAGAGGUCCAAGGAAACCCAAGAAGAGCUAACGAAGGCCCGAGCCAGAGUUGAAAAGUGGAACCUGGAUCAUUCAGCGAGCGAUCGGGUAGUACGAGAACUCCGGGCCCAGGUGGAUGACCUGAAUGAAGGGCUGGCGGCGAAGGAUUCCCAGCUGGCGGUGUUGAAAGUGAGGCUGCAAGAAGCCGAUCAGUUACUGCGUAGCCGCACUGAAGCCUUGGAAACCUUGCAGAGUGAAAAAUCCCGAAUCAUGCAAGAUCACAACGAAGGAAGUAGCCUGCAAAAUCAAGCUCUGCAGACUCUGCAGGAGAGGCUCCACGAGGCUGACUCCACUCUGAAGCGGGAGCAGGACAGUUACCAAAAGAUGCAGAGCGAGUUUGCAGCUCGCCUUAGUAAGAUGGAAGUGGAACGUCAGAACUUGGCAGAAGCGGUUACUCUCGCAGAAAGAAAAUACGUGGAGGAGAAGAGGAGAGCAGAUGAUCUGCAGCAGCAAGUGAAAGUAGCCAAGUCCAACAUGGAGUCAUCCAAGCAAGAACUGAUUGACUACAAGCAAAAAGCGACCCGCAUUCUCCAAUCCAAAGAAAAACUGAUAAGUAGCCUGAAAGAAGGCUCUGGUUUUGAAGAUCUGGAUAACAGUACAGCCAGUAACUUGGAGCUGGAAGAACUGCGACAUGAGAAGGAGCUUCAAAGGGAGGAAAUACAGAAGUUGCUGGGACAGAUUCAGCAGCUGAGGACAGAAGUGCAGGAUGUGGAAUCCCAGCUUGUGAGCGAAGCUGAAUCGUCAAGAGAACAACUUCGAGAACUCCACGAGCAAAUAGCUGGGCAAAAAACAAGCAAGCAAGAGCUAGAGGCAGAGUUGGAGCGACAGAAGCAGGAGUUCCAUUUCACAGAGGAAGAGCUUUAUCGGACAAAGAAUACACUGCAAAGCAGGAUCAAAGACCGAGAGGAAGAAAUUCAGAAGCUCAGGAACCAGCUCACCAACAAAACCCUGAGCAACAGCAGCCAGUCAGAACUAGAAAACCGACUUCAUCAGCUAACUGAAACGCUGAUCCAGAAACAGACCAUGUUAGAGAAUCUCAGCACAGAGAAGAACUCUCUCGUCUAUCAGCUGGAGCGCCUCGAACAACAGAUGAAGGCCAUCCCUGGUAGUCUCAGUAAUGGAUCUUCUAUUAACAUGCCUGGAGUUGACAGUGGCGAAGGUGCUCGCAUGAGAAAUGUUCCCGUGCUCUUUAGUGAAACAGAAGCUACCAUGGUAGGCAUGUAUGGGAGAGUCAGGAAAGCUGCCAGUUCCAUAGAUCAAUUCAGCAUUCGUCUGGGAAUUUUUCUCCGAAGAUAUCCCAUAGCCAGGGUGUUUGUCCUUAUAUAUAUGGCUUUGCUUCACCUUUGGGUCAUGAUUGUUCUACUCACCUAUACACCCGAAAUGCACCAUGACCAUCCAACUGGGAAAUGAAGACUGAACCAAAGUGUUAAAAUGAUUGGCAGUUCUUUCCUCCCCCAGGGUUUCAAAUACACGGUCCUCAGUCCUGCCAGGAAUACCUGAGAUAGGUGCACAUCAUACCUAUUCUGUCAAUAUGGUGUAACUUCUAAAUUAUUGGACAGGUACUCUGCUAUCCAGCUUCCUCCUCUAAUUUGUUAGCAAGUUUCCUAAAACAAGCCUUACUAAGAUAAGCUUAGCCUUCUUUGCUUUCCAUGAGUCUAAUGGUCCAGUAUAUAUGUAAAGAUUUUUCCUCUGCCUAGGAAUACAGGGAUAAUUUCGGAUCCCAGUUGUAUUCAGUGCAAACUGUAAUUUAGAUUACACUGACUGUGGACUAUGGGCUAUAAUCAGGGAAACUAAUUGUAUUUAGAUAUAUAUAAAUAUAUAUAUAUAUAAAUAUAUAUAAAUAAAAGUUUUGGUUAUAUAGUCGGCUUUUGCACUUAUAUGCUUUUAACGUUGUAAAUAUGGAUUUGUCUUUCACAUGUUAUAGGCCUGAUGAUUGCCUGGGGCAACAUCUUUUCAUAAAUACUUUAUGGGAAUAAAAUCUAGUCUGCCUUUUUCUUGAA
Messenger RNA from Tachyglossus aculeatus (Australian echidna), 2900 nucleotides. It is a transcript of the gene GOLGA5, whose product is annotated as golgin A5. The coding region runs from base 112 to 2310 and encodes 732 amino acids. Gene Ontology annotation, cellular component: Golgi cisterna; Golgi membrane. Gene Ontology annotation, biological process: Golgi organization; retrograde transport, vesicle recycling within Golgi. The record is from RefSeq and is a predicted model, not a curated record. The transcript has 13 exons. NCBI's taxonomy places the organism in Eukaryota, Metazoa, Chordata, Mammalia, Monotremata, Tachyglossidae.